UCAAACUUCCCGACCCUGUAAAAUGCGCUUUUAAUUUAGGGUUACAUUUUGUGCUACCGCUACUCAUUACGCUGAAACACGCGGAAAGAGCUGGAAGCCACUGCUAACAGCCAACGGCGGGCAAUGGCAGUUGAGGUACAAACACAAGCGCACCCCCACCCGCUGCGGGCCUGCGCAUGCGCUCUUGCGCUGCCUGCCUCCUUUCCCGCCUUUUUCAGGCUAUCGGGAUCUUUGCAGGCAGAGAGAAAUAAGGAGGAAGAAAAUUUCAUUAUGGCACCAUCAGGAAGAAAGCAUUCAGGAAAAGCUGCUAAAGCAGCACAGGAAGAGCAAGCCAGAUCUGCCUAUGACUUUCAAGAGGAAAGAAAAGACCUGAGCGGAUCAGAGGAAGAUAUUAGAGAAGGUGAAACACCAGUAAUGGACAAGCAUGGCAAGAAAAGACCUAUGGUGACUACUCAUGUGGUUCCAGAUGAUGUGGGGGGUGAAGUACAGAAUAUGCUGGAAAGAUUUGGAGCUGACAUUAACAAAGCUCUCUUAGCCAAGAGGAAAAGAUUAGAAAUGUAUACAAAAGCCUCACUCAAAACCAGUAACCAGAAGAUUGAACAUGUUUGGAAAACACAGCAGGAGCAGAGGCAGAAGCUCAAUCAUGAGUUCUCCCAGCAGUUCCUGACUGUAUUUCAGCAGUGGGAUGCAGAUGUGCAGAAAGCAGAGGAACAGGAAGAAAAACUAGCGAAUAUGUUUCGUCAGCAACAAAAAGUUUUUCAACAGGCAAGAAUAGUUCAAAGUCAGAGACUGAAAACUAUUAAGCAACUAUAUGAGCAAUUUUUAAAGAGCAUGGAAGAGCUAGAGAAAAACAAUGAAACUCUUCUAGCUGGUGCACAAAAUGAACUUCGCAAAGAAAUGGCUAUGCUACAGAAGAAGAUUAUGAUGGACACUCAACAGCAGGAGAUGGCAACUGUUCGCAAGUCUCUUCAGUCCAUGUUAUUCUGAUGGUUCAAUGGAGAAACAACUUGUACCUAAGUAAUACGAUACAAGUAUAGGCGUUAGCCAUAAAGAAGUUAUCUUAAGAUUUAAGUGUUUUAAAGUUCCUAUUAAAUACUUUUAUGGAUUGUUCUAAUCUUGUGUCUGAUAAUGUUGUAAGAAGGUAUAUUAGUAAAUUUGUUACUAAGGGAAACAAACCCUUAACCAAUUAUGGUCUGCCCAAUUAAUAUUCACUUUCAUUAGCAGUGGACUGUUCGAUUGUUUCACUUUUUAUAAUGCUUAAUUGAAACAAUAGGUAGAAUUAAUGGAAAAAAAAAUAAGAAGAUUUGUAUAGUAACUUAACAAAUCUGGGUACACUGCAAAUAGAAGCCUUUUACAAAAGCCACAGCUUCAAGACUUUCACAGUUUCAACACAUAGCCUCCAGACCUGUCAGCAGUUAAAGUUCAUAGAUUAUGAAAAGUGGUUUAAUGAUGUAUGUUAUGGUAAAUGAAACAUGAGGCUUUCUGUCAGGCCAUUGUGAUUUCUUUUUACCAAUAAGAGAUGUAUCAACUGCUGUAACUUGUCCAAAAAGCAGAUUUCUUUAAUUGAACAAUGAGCUUAGUACCACAGCUUUACAGGACAUCUGCUCAAGUAAGCAUAACUGAAUAUUACUGCAUGCAUUUUGGGUUAUAUAUUUUUGCACACCUCUGCUGAGGUAAUCUAGCUCACUUACUUGAAAUGGAAUAUUAAUUUUUCAGUUUCAAAUGAUUAGCAUUUCAGGGAGGUCCGACUUAAGAAUAAAGCACUUUUCAUUUAUGCAUCUCAUUACAGCCAAUGAUUAUAAAUUAAAACAGCCAGCCUAGCUUGCAUGUAGUCUGUUUUUACAGAAAGUCAUUAUGCUUGAACAUCCACUUCUACAAAUUAGGUAGUUCCUAAAAUACGUGUUAAGUUUCAUAUAAGAGUAGAUAACACAAAAACCACUCACACAAGCAGAUCUGAUUACUUCAAAACAAUAUAUUUCAAAACCAGACCAUACAACUUCUUACCUGUACCUUACUAGGAUAUUUAGUUUAGAACCAACAUAUCUGAUGACUGCUCAUCAGUGCCAGGAGCCAGAUUAGUGAUAGCUAAUUUACAGAAAAUUCAGUUUGUAGACUGCAACUGAAAUUGAGCAAGUAGCCUGUAUGGAGCUGUCUUGUUUUGUGUCAGAUGGCACUCGGGACAGAGCAAACACAGAAAUUACAUUGCUAGAAUGACGCAUGAGGUAGUAUGGGUCCAUGGUGAGUAUCAGAUAACUAGCAAUGCUAAUUUUAGCUGUGUGUUCAAUCUCUGCCCUUUAAAGAUAAUUAGAUGAUGCUAUGCAAUACAGUUAGUUUUGCUUCCACUCUUCCAUACUGGGUUACUUGUUGCCAUUACCUCUUUGUUUCUGGCUUUCCAACUGACUUCUGCAUUCAUUUUCUACCAUUUCCUUACCUCUACCAUAACUUUAUAACUAUCUAUACCUAGUACUAUACUACAUUUUUGAGGUCUUGGGAACAUGUUGCACAGUAUUUUCUGUCCUAUAUCUCAGACAGGCUUUCUGAAUUCAGCAGCUAGGAAGCUGCAGUGUAAUAUUUUUGCAACAAAUAAUAACAUUCUUUAUUGUACAAUUCAGUAACAUCUUUAUGAACUUAAAGCUCAGCUACAUGGCAGCAAGUAAAAGUGACAUGUACAUUCAGCAGCUUCUCACAAAAAUAAUAUUAAUGUAUUACCUCUUUAAAGGAGCUUGAGCAUUUAGGUUUUGCGUGCAAGUUGUAAUUUGCUAGUACAGACAAUAAGCUACUUUAAUUCAUCUUUUCACUAAUGAAAAGAAAAAAGGCUGAUAUUAGGACUGACCUAUUUCGUAGAGCUUUACUAUACAUCAGGUUUUAGUUCCUUAUAGCUUUGUUUGGAUAAAGUACAGUAACAAGAUAAAUUAGAUUACAAUGGAAA
Phasianus colchicus (ring-necked pheasant) is the source of this 2929-nucleotide messenger RNA. RefSeq names its product synaptonemal complex protein 3 (gene SYCP3). Gene Ontology annotation, biological process: meiotic cell cycle; spermatid development. NCBI's taxonomy places the organism in Eukaryota, Metazoa, Chordata, Aves, Galliformes, Phasianidae. Gene Ontology annotation, cellular component: synaptonemal complex. The record is from RefSeq and is a predicted model, not a curated record.